Anthostomella pinea is the source of this 1869-nucleotide messenger RNA. Lineage: Eukaryota; Fungi; Ascomycota; Sordariomycetes; Xylariales; Xylariaceae. The record is from the annotation of a GenBank genome assembly.
AUGGCAAUGGUCGCGGACCAGUCCUAUAACAUGUUUCCUCGACCUAAUCACGAGCAAGACUUCAUGCUCUACCCAGAACCACCCACUCAGACUAGCUACGCCUCGCCAGCAAUGGGCAUGGGCAUGAGCCCUGACAGCUUCGCCUUCUCGAGAGGCGCACACGACGACUUCCCGCAACAUUCAGGAUUCGAAGGUCCAGUUUACCCAGGCGCCUCCAGCUUCAUGUACAACGGGAGGACGUCGCCCAGCAUGUACCCAGACGAUGGCGAAGUGCGGAUCCCGCCCUCCAACCUGUCAACUGCUUCAGCACCAUCGGCGCCCUCGUCGACAGUCGGGUCGCCCAACUCGAGUCACGGCCAGUUGGCCUUCAUUCCGGAAUACCAACAGUCUGGGCUUGUUGUCAACCCCGGCAUCGUUGGCGGAGGCGAAUACUUCACAGGCACCGAGUACUCGGGCUUCCUGGGACAAGGUAUGGAAGAAUUCAUGGCCUUUGAUAACAAAUCCACUUUCGUUGAUCCUUCCCUAAUCCACCCUGAAAUUCGCGGCCCAAUGGCACCACCAAUGCCGGGGUACGAAAACGCCAACAACUUCUCGCCUCAGAACCAUCAUCUCAACUCACCCGCCGUCUCCGGUGCCACAUCCCCUGCGCCCGCGAUGAGGAAUGGGAGUCAAUCGCCUUAUCUUCAUGGCUACCACCAGCAAUACAGCCCGUUCGCUGUGCCACCGCCAGCACCCCGGCGACAGAGCCUCUCCUCGUAUCGCUCGCACGGUUCGCACGAACAUUUUUACAACAGCGACGAGUCGGAGAAGAAGCAAAGAUGCCCACACCCAGACUGUGGUAAGACUUUCAAGGACCUGAAAGCGCACAUGUUGACGCAUCAGACGGAGCGGCCUGAGAAGUGCCCGAUCCAGACAUGCGAUUAUCACGUCAAGGGCUUCGCGCGAAAGUACGACAAGAACCGGCACACGCUGACGCACUACAAGGGAACCAUGGUUUGCGGGUUCUGUCCAGGCUCGGGGUCCGCCGCCGAGAAGUCGUUCAACCGAGCGGACGUCUUCAAGAGGCACCUGACGGCGGUCCACGGUGUAGAGCAGACACCCCCCAACAGCAGGAAGAAGUCAGGCUCGGCCAACAGUGCCAAGCAGCUGUCAGGCUAUGCGCCAGAUGCUACCGGCAAGUGUUCGACCUGUUCGGCAACCUUCUCCAACGCUCAAGACUUCUACGAGCAUCUGGACGACUGUGUUUUACGCAUCGUCCAACAAGAAGACCCCGCCGAGGCGAUCAAUGCGAAGCGCCUGGCCGAGGUUGAGAAUGACAUGGAUGUCCACCAGACCUUGGAGAAGAACCAGUUGCCGCUGACGACACAGACUGUGGUGAACUCGGAUGAGGACGAUGACGACGAGAUGGCGGAUGACGAUGACCCGCUGGACGAGGAUUUCAAGGCGAGGAAGCUGACCUCGCCCACCAAGAAGAAGGGCAAUCCUGCCAAUGGCGUCCAAAAGUCGCGGGGCAUGACGCAUUCGCGGGGUGGCGUGCCUCCGUCUGCGAAGACCAAGGGUCGCAAGAACCGACGCGAUUACCCGUCGUCAUGGGGGUUUGACAAGGGUCAGAUGACCAUGAAGAAGCGGGUGAUGACCGUGUUCGACGGCCCUCGCCGUCUCGCCAAGGAUGACAUGAUGCUCUCGACGGAACACGAGGUUCGUGUCAAGCUGUCGGACGGCGAGUCCUAUGUCACGGACCUGGAUGUCAACACACUCCAACGCGCCCAGGGCUUCCUCGAUGCGACAGAGCAGGAGAAGGGCAUCUGGAUCUCAGACGACCCUACCGAGGAGGAUAUGAAGCGCAUGUUGGCGAUGAGCCAGCAGUAA